Stomoxys calcitrans (stable fly) is the source of this 3002-nucleotide messenger RNA. RefSeq lists its product as uncharacterized. NCBI's taxonomy places the organism in Eukaryota, Metazoa, Arthropoda, Insecta, Diptera, Muscidae. Bases 640 to 2949 code for a protein of 769 amino acids. The transcript is spliced from 9 exons. The record is from RefSeq and is a predicted model, not a curated record.
UUUGGUGCAGGCACACUCCCUGCAGAGACAAAGAAGGAAAUCUGGUAACUGACACAGAUAGCAUACUGAGGAUAUGGAAAGAACAUGUUACCCAACUGCUAGUGUCCGACGUUGGCGGCGAAGAGGAUACCGCAGACCCAAUCAAUGAUGAUGGUAUAGAAAUUUUGCCCUCUAGUCAGAAUUAGGUCCAAGUAGCAGUGACCCGACUAAAGAACAACAAGGCAGCAGGAACCGACCGGUUACCCGCUGAACUAUUUAAGAUCGGAGGCGACACGCUGAUAAGGCGUAUGCAUCAGCUUAUCUGCACAAUAUGGCUAGAAGAACGCAUACCCGAUGAUUGGAACCUCAGCAUACUAUGUCCCGUACACAAGAAAGGAGAUAAGACGGAAUGUGCCUCCCCAUCGCAUACAAGAUACUCUCGAGCGUACUGUGUGAAAGAUUAAAACCUAAAGUCAAUGCGAUAAUAGGUCCCUACGACGACAUCGACAUCAUGGGUCGGUCAUCGGAAGUAGUAACUGCAGCCUUUGAAAGAAUCGAAAGAGAGUUAGUGAAAAUGAAUCUGGCAGUAAAUGGAAACGUAAGACGAAAUGGAUUGAUUCAACUCCCAAAACGCCUCGUACAACCCAGUAGAUAAAGAAAAUGGAGAAAGUUGGGAACCACAACUUUGAGAUAGUCAGCAACAUUAUCUACCUCGGCACCGCCGUAACCGAAACGAAUGACACCAGUUUUGAGAAAAAGCAAAGAAUAAUACUGAAUAUGGAUUCAAACCAUCAACUUCUCCAGCUCUUAAAGGAGCUAAAAGGGGAAAAGUUUUACCAAAUUUUUGCAGACUGCCAAAUUAAUGUUGAGGCUUUAAAGGUCAUGAGUAACCAACAUUUGGAUCAACUUAUACCGAAAAAUUUGUUUGGUCCACGUAUUAUAUUUGAAUACCAUUUAAAGAAAUGGCAAGAGAAUCAGACUAUCGCCGAGGAGCCAAAAGAUCCCCUGGAAAGUGCCAUUGAGACUCCGGUCGAACAGGUUGAACGAAAACCCAGACCAAUUCCUAAAUUAAUUAUGCCCAAACCAGCAAUUACCAUACAUGAUAACUAUGAACCCGAAUCAACUUCAAAUGAUCCAAUUGAGAAUUGCAAUGCGAUGCCAUCAAAGUCAGAGAUAACUAUGGAGGAUGAAGAAUCCAUGGAUUUAUCAUGCCCCACAGAAUCAUCGCCAUCACAGUCGGAGGAUGAGGAUAAUAACAAUGAUGAUGCUGGUGAUGGUAAUGGGGAUGACUUAAGUUUACUCGAGCCCUUACAUUCAACAUCCAGCCAGAAAUCCAAAACUGAUGUCGACAUAACAAUCAUCGAUAUCUUAAAGCUUUCGUUUAAUGGCAAACAAGUUUUGACAUAUUAUGCGAAAAAUUCCGUUUUGACUCCAAAAAUGAGAAUGCUGUUGGCUGGCUGUUUGGUUGAGUAUCUGGUCGAGAAUAAAAUCGUACCGACUCGUCAAACUAUAGAGGCUAUGGCGGGGAAUAUAGUCAAGUGCUUUAAAACAGAAAGCAAGGAUAUUUAUUUUGUGCCCCUAAAAGGCCGAAAGCCAGGUGGCAUUUUAUACAGCAAAUACUACAACUAUGCCCAAAAAUUAAAAAAAGUUGGCUGUUACGAUGUCUCGGAAUUCGCCAAACUUAACUUUAAAUUUUCCCAAGACGAGAAUGAAAACUCCGAGGAAUCCGAUGCCAUAUUGUUGACGCCAUUACUCAAAUCGUCAUUUGAGCUAAAGUUACCCAUAGAAAAAAUCCUAAGAAAGAGCUACGUUGGCCGUCAAAUAGUGAAGCAUUAUAACCAGAAUGGCAGCCUAUCACAGAAACAAACCUAUAUUAUCUCCAGCUGUAUUAUCAGCUAUAUGUUUGAAAAUAAAAUCAAUGCAAGACCAGAGGAUUUUGAAGUCAUAGCCAAUAACAUAGUCAAAUUGUUUCCCACUGAGUCGAAGGCCACUUAUUACACAAAAAAGAAAGGACGAAAACCUGGUGGCAUUUUAUACAGUAAAUAUCACAAUACUAUUUUCCAACUCAGAAGAAAAGGAAUGGAAGAUAUCGUGUUGCCACUGUGCAAAAGACAGCGUCUUUCAACGCCCGCAAUUAGCGAAACAGAUCAGCAAGCUAAAGACCGUUUAUGGCUGCAACAAUAUUUGAAACCUAUGGAUGAGAUUAUGCAGAAAUGGAAGUCUACUCAUGCCAUAAGACUGGCGUUUAUUGAACAAAACAAUCUAUCAAAGAUUCUGGAGGAGUGGCCUUUGUACCGUCAUACUUUCGGGCAUAAAUUGAUUCAAAUGGACUUCUCAAUGAAAAGCCCCACGACAGCCAAUAACUUGUACACCAAGUGGGAGCACUUCAGUAACGUCAUCAUGUGCCUACUAAAAGAUGUUUCCGAUCAUGAGAUUGUAGAGUUGCUGAAAGAUUUCUAUGAAACACAGCAUGAUCAAGAAGUCAACAAUUGUGUCAUUUUUUAUGCCAUCCAUUUCAUUAUCAAACCAACUGCCCGCAACAUAACCCAUGAUCCGGUGACCAAUGAGCGCAAAAACGCCAAAGUCACCAUGCAGGAAUCGCGCAACUCAUUCAUGAUUCUCUGCCAAACCCAAAAGGAAUUGCUAUCGGUGAUCGUUCAAAUGAAGAGUGACAGUGAUUGCAAUAAUGAAGCAUUCCCUCCCAUAAUCGGCUGUGUGGGCGAUUCCAUUUAUCAGAUAACCCAAUAUUAUGUCUUCUACGAUGAUGUGUGCUAUGAAUUUGGCGAUAUUCUGAGUUGCAUCGAUGCUGCUUUUAAAAUAUUUCAGAUUUUAAAAAUUCCCUUUCCCAAACAGUGUAAGAGUGUUUGGUAUUUCAUACAAGACUACUUUUUCGAUAUGAAAUUGCCGAAUGACGAGAAAACCUCUUCGUUGACAGCACUUUUUAACGAUCUUAAAGUAUUAUCUGUUUAAUGUACUAUUUGUUUUUGUUAAAUUAUUGUAGUUUUGAAAUAAUUUUAUGUUUU